AUGGGCGAUGGGAAUACGACCCAACCUGUUCAGGUUGGGAAGUCCGAGAUGCUGUUCACGACGGAGGAGAGGGUUAGUCGAGGGUCUAAUGUAAGAGACGUCCAAGCCGCACCAGCAAGGGAUGUUUCUGGGUCGACGUCGACGGGAUCGGACGAUAGCGCGCAAGAAGAUGGAGCGCCGGAUGAUUCUGCAUCAAGAGGUCCUCCGCGCGAUACGUCGAAAGAUUCAAGGCAAGAGGGUUGUUUGUCGCUUGGCGAUGCGGCUUCCUAUAUUCAAAAGAUCAAGAAUCGCUUUGCGGAUAACCCCGAGAUCUAUCAAGAGUUUUUCCUGAUGCUCCACGACUACCAACAAGGGUCGCUGCCUCUGCGCGAGCUGUACGAGCAGGUCGGCGAGCUUUUCAUCUCCGCGCCCGAUCUCGUCGCCGAGUUCCAACGCUUCCUGCCUGAGGCCACGGCAUAUCGCCAGGUCCCGUGA
Molecule: messenger RNA, 474 nt
Organism: Aspergillus alliaceus
Lineage: Eukaryota; Fungi; Ascomycota; Eurotiomycetes; Eurotiales; Aspergillaceae
Product: paired amphipathic helix
Exons: 2
Coding region: 1-474 (157 amino acids)
Biological process (GO): regulation of DNA-templated transcription
Molecular function (GO): transcription corepressor activity
Source: RefSeq, a predicted model, not a curated record